Molecule: messenger RNA, 3976 nt
Organism: Aplysia californica (California sea hare)
Lineage: Eukaryota; Metazoa; Mollusca; Gastropoda; Aplysiida; Aplysiidae
Product: cholinesterase 2
Exons: 3
Coding region: 1265-2983 (572 amino acids)
Source: RefSeq, a predicted model, not a curated record
GUGUGUUUUUCUUUGUAUUAAAUAAAACAAUAGAUUCUGUAUCGCUGAUCGCAUACUUUAUAGUUGAAUCUGCUUGAUAUGCUAUACACCCUUUUCAUUAGCAUGCCUCCAUACCGAGGGUCCUGCAUAACUUUGUUGGCUGUUGACCCGUAGCUCAGCCCACUCUUGCUCUUACUUUACUUUCUGUCCAAGAACCCCUUGUGUUUUCUGCGAUAAGAGAGCGAGGUCUGAGAGAUUGCCGCAGAGAUGCCCCUUGGACAAAAAAAAAAAAAAAGAUUAUCCGGGGACCCGCCAGGCAGAGUUGACGAAUUUGCGUUUGUGUUGGUCAUGGACACACGUUUUGUGUUUAUGAUAUCGUGUUAUCGAGAAACGGAUCUGAGUUGUACAGGCGUUACGUUAUUGUACGGGACGUAUAAAAGCAUUUUACUUCUUUUAGAUCUUUAAAUUUGAAAAGUAAAUGUACGGGUUUAUCGUCUCUAUCAACACAAUUAAGUUUUAUAAGAAGCGGAUCCUCCGAAUUUAACGUCCGUCUCCGAUAGGACCGUUCUGAUUUGAGGGAAUAAGGAUGUUGGUAGUCCGAAAAGAUGGACAGAGAUUUUUUUAUAGAAGCGAUAUAAAAUUACUAUUUGUCAGAUGUAGAGUGAACAAUAAUAACUCAGUUCUUUAUGACAAUCGAGACAAUUAUUUCUCAAAACAGAGUUUCGACGAACGAAAAAAUGGAAAGAAAUUACUUUGGAAGUUGUUAUUGACGGAAAGUCCACGUUGUUUGUGUCGAAUCAAAUCUUCAACUUCUAUGAUGGUUAGACGACGCGUAAAAAAACCCAGACCAAAUUUUGAUGCAGCUUAAAAAUACCAACAUCGAAACCAUCAGCUAAACUCUGGGCGUUCCACAGGUCUAGCUGGGGUAACAGCCCAGCACUGUGACGGCUGCCAUCGAGUUGAGCACAAUACAAAACUAGUGUGUUAAAUUUUGAUCCUCGCAAUUUUCGAUGGCGUCGGAUCGAGACUAUUCCAGCUGCAGAUGGGUUCACUGUUUUCGAACUCUGGCCUACUAUCCUUCACGGUUUAUCUCAUAAACUAUAUUCUGAACCCAGCUAACUUGUUACACUUUCAGAAGGCUACACUGAACACUAUUGCUUCGUUCACUAAGUAUUAAGAUUGGGCUGCGUGCGUCUCUGUCUGAAUUUGUCGUUUAUAAAGACAGACCGAGGGAUACCAGUGGAUCUGGUAACGGCAAUUCAUCAGUACAUUGAUUUCUUUUCUAAUGGAUGGACGUGUUCAUCUUGUGCUCAUCGUCGUAGUUUUGCUUACAACCUCUCUUGUGAGGGAAUGUCAAGCCACCGCCCCCACCGUGUCCGCCCCUGCCGGCAGAUUCCAGGGUCUUCGGGAGAAUGAUCAGAAAGGCCAGCCGUAUUUUGCCUUUCGGGGGAUUCCAUACGCAAAACCACCGGUUGGAGAACUACGAUUUGCCUUGCCAGAACCUUUGCCCAAACUAGACGGCACAUUCGACGCGACAAAAAAUGGACAUAUCUGCCCCGUGCCAGACAUGUUUUUAAAACUCGCAGACGGAAAACAAGGCAAGGAGGACUGCCUUAUUCUGAACGUCUACGCUAAAGUGUUGGGUCCAUCAUCUCCCAAGAAGGUCAUAGUCUUCAUACAUGGUGGUGGGUAUGUUAUUGGGAGUUCCAUGGUGUUUAACGCAGGGACUUUUGUGACGACUCAAGAUAUCGUUUUUGUUACCAUCAACUAUCGCUUGGGCGUUCUAGGUUUCCUCAGCACUGAGGAUCAGUCCAGCCCUGGAAACUUUGGGCUCUGGGACAUAACCUUGGCUUUGAAAUGGGUCAAGGAAAACAUAGCGUCAUUCGGAGGCGACCCUAACGACGUCACCAUAUCCGGGGAGUCUGCUGGGGGUUCUGCUGUGGGGUAUCUUUCCAUCUCUCCUCACACCAAAGGACUUUUCUCUAAGGCGUAUCCACAGAGCGGAACACCAACUUCAGCAUUCGGCAAAGCACUUGACCCUCAGAAAGAUGCUUUAACUCUCGCUGCCAGUGUCAACUGCUUUGAAGGCGACGCCUCGCAAAAAGCUGACUCUGACACGACCAGGAAAGUGGUAGAAUGUCUGCGCAAACUGCCCUUGUCUAACUUCACCCAGUACAUGGCAUUCCGUGUUGACAAAACUGUUUUCGUUCCUAUAGUUGACAAGGACUUUGUCCCAAGACCACCUCUGCAGCUACUCCAAGACGACAGUUACUUGGAAGACGUAGGUUUCUUCAAAAGAUCGUACCUUGUAGGGAUUGACAACAACGAAGUGUCCAUAAUGAAAAGACCUUUUGGAAUCUCCAUAGAUAUGGCUAUUAAAAGUCGCGACGAUAUCACAGACGAAGAAAAAGCAGAAUUAUUGAGAAAAACACUAUCUUCAGCGUACAACUUUUACGCUCGGUCCCGAAUGGACGCCCCGGUGUCGACCACCAUCGUUGACAAAAUUGUCAACUGGUAUGACAGAAGAUACGGGGAUGACACUCUAGCAAUGAUAAGCAGUGAUUUGAACUUUGAAAUUCCUACUUUCGAUUUUAUAGACGCUGCCUCCAGAGGAAGAGAUACCAAGGUUUGGCUUUUCCACUUUAAUCACUUCCCGAGAUUUAUGAAAGGAAAAGAGAAGGGCAUUGUUCACGGACUUGAUUUGUGUUACUGGUUUGAUUUGUCCGUGGAAAGGGUCGAAGAACUUUUCAGAUUUGGAAUGGAUGGGACGAUGGGAAUGGAUGACGAAGAUUUAGACCUCAAGUCACGACUUUCCAAACUCAUCGCAGACUUCACAAAAACUGGGAGCGCCGACUGGCCACAGUACAAUAUGGAGGAUAUGAAGUACCUGGACUUCAAACCUCGUGCGGAGGUCAGACAGGGGCUGGAGAUGGACAAGAGGAGAUUCUGGCUGGAAGAACUCACGGAGUCGGUUCCGGAAAAACAUGUGCAUACUGAUUUAUAGAACUAUUGGUUGAAAGAAAAAACAUGAUACGUUUUGGGCUAUUCAAUUGUAUAUAUUAUGUUAUAAUGAGAAAAAGGCAUUUAAAUUCAUUUUUAUUUCGACGAGGAAACAGAUGUGAGAGAGAGUCGGCUCAGAAAACGUAUGAUUAUACGGAUUUAUACGAGUGUUAGUUACACAACUAUAAGAUAUUUUUGCUGCAUUAGGUGCUUUGACUACAUAAUGAGUCAAGGUCUGUACGGUACAUUUAUCUUAGAAGGAAACAGUUGUAUGCCAGUUCUGAUUUAUGACAUCAACACAAUGUUAUGAGUAAGUGAGUCUGUUUCUAUUACGCUACCUCAUAAUUACCAAGUUCUAUCUGACAUUUUUGGCCGUUUUGAGUUACUACGACCAUGAAGUCCUUAUCCAGGUGUUAAAAGAAUUACAUUCGGAAAAGCUUGACAUGUUGUGAAACUCAAAAUUUCUUACGUCAAGUUUCUCAAAACUAUAUACUGAGCAUAUAGAACUUUGUAAUUCUGGGUUAGCGAUUUGUAUUUUACUAGGGAAGAGCAUGCAUAUUGAUUUCAAUACGACAACUGAGUGAUGGACAUUAAGCCUAUGAGUCUGUGAAUUAUUCUGUUGAUCAGACAGGUGAAUCCUUAUUGGGAAAUGAACGACCAGUCACUUAUCUUGUCAUCUUUGAAGCAGUCAGAUGACCGACUCUUUCGACCAAUUUGACUAAAAUACUGAAUGGAGAAAAAACGGACACCCUUCUGAACUAUGACUGUAGAUCUAGUUGAUCUAACAAAUUAUUACUUUUAAUGUUGUCUUUUUCCCCUUCACAUUUCAGUGUCUACUAGGUGUACACCCAUUGAUUUUUCACAGACAGAUAAGAUAAGAUAUAAUUUUAUUAGUCUCCACAAAGAAAUUUGCUGCGGAAUGGUAAAUACAUACAACAGGCACACACACAAGCACAUGCACACACACACACACACACACACACACACACACACACAC